This is a messenger RNA of Gongylonema pulchrum, 531 nucleotides long. The record is from the annotation of a GenBank genome assembly. NCBI's taxonomy places the organism in Eukaryota, Metazoa, Nematoda, Chromadorea, Rhabditida, Gongylonematidae.
GGUCUGUCAAAUGAGAGCUUGGCACAUAGGCCAGCUCGGAACUGGCCGAGCGCAGGAGCGAUUGUUUUUGAGAAACUGCAGCUACGAUAUCGCGAAAACUUGGAAUGUGUGUUGAAAGGAGUUAGUGCCGUCAUUAGGCCAGCUGAAAAAGUGGGAAUUGUGGGCAGGACUGGUGCUGGUAAAAGUUCGCUAACGCUUGCUCUGUUUCGGAUAGUUGAACCAUGUUCUGGACGGAUCUUAAUUGAUGGUGAAGAUAUCACAAAAUUACCAUUGUAUGAUCUCCGCUCUAAUCUCACGAUUGUUCCGCAGGAUCCGGUGAUAUUUUCUGGGACGUUGCGCAUGAAUCUGGAUCCGUUCGGCAUUUUCGAUGAUGCAACAAUAUGGCAUGCUUUGAAAGUGGCGCAUUUGGCAUCGUUCGUGCUUUCGUUCUCCAACAAACUGGAGCAUCAGUUGAGUGAAGGAGGCGAAAAUAUCAGGUAUGGGGUAGGGCCAAAAGCGGUUGUUGAGAACAUCAAUUUAGUUACUGUAUAA